Molecule: messenger RNA, 1260 nt
Organism: Puccinia triticina
Lineage: Eukaryota; Fungi; Basidiomycota; Pucciniomycetes; Pucciniales; Pucciniaceae
Exons: 10
Coding region: 1-1260 (419 amino acids)
Biological process (GO): vacuole organization; endosomal transport
Molecular function (GO): ATP binding; ATP hydrolysis activity
Source: RefSeq, a predicted model, not a curated record
AUGUCAGGACAGAGCAAUUUCUUAGAUAACUGGGAGGAAAGCUUCAAACUUUACAAGAACGCCCUCGAUUACUUUCAUAUGGCCUACAAAUAUGAGAAAAACCCGAAAUUGAAAUAUCUAAUUCGCAGUAAGAUGGAAGAAUAUCUAGACAGAGCGAAGAAACUCAAAACACACGUCCAGACGCCAGACGACAAGCGUGGCCGACAAGCUGUGGGUGCUAACGGCAAAGGAACUAAUGGCGAAGGAGGCUUCGGAGCCAACGCAGAUGGAGAUGACGCGGACACGAAAAAGCUAAGAGGAGCUCUUUCAACUAAGCCGAAAUCGAGGUUUAUAUACAUAUAUCUGGUGGUAGGUGCAAUCCUGGCGGAAACACCGAACGGCAGUUGGGAUGAUGUGGCUGGGCUGGAAGGAGCGAAAGAAUCUCUGAAAGAAGCGGUGAUCUUACCCAUCAAGUUCCCCCAUCUGUUCACCGGCCAACGAACUCCGUGGAGGGGUAUUCUGAUGUAUGGUCCUCCUGGUACAGGAAAGAGUUAUCUGGCCAAGGUAGUCGCGACAGAAGCAAAGAUCACUUUCUUUUCAGUUAGUAGCAGUGAUCUUGUUAGCAAAUGGAUGGGCGAAAGUGAGCGCUUGGUCAAGCAGCUGUUUACAAUGGCCCGAGAGAACAAGCCCGCAAUCAUUUUUAUCGACGAAGUCGAUUCGCUAUGUGGGACGAGGGGCAAGGGCGAACCUGAGGCGGCUCGGAGAAUCAAGACUGAAUUCCUGGUCCAAAUGAACGGUGUCGGGAAUGAUGCCGAGGGGGUGUUGGUCCUCGGAGCCACCAACAUCCCUUGGCAGUUAGAUAUUGCCAUCCAGCGACGGUUCGAAAAGCGGGUAUUCAUACCCCUGCCUGAUCCGGAAGCUAGGAAGCGAAUCUUUGAAUUGAACGUAGGCACAACACCCUGCACGCUGACACAACAGGAUUAUCGUGAACUGGCAUCACAAUCGCAAGGCUACUCUGCAUCAGAUAUUGCAGUCGUCGUGAUGGUUCCAAGAAUAGAAGACGCAACGAUUUCGGUCAAGAAAUUGACACCAUGUUCGCCCGGAGAUCCGUUGGCAAUCGAGAAGAGCUGGAACGAAGUCGAGGCUACAGAGCUGCUCGAGCCAGCCCUCACUCUGCCUGAUUUCCUCCGAGCUCUACGGAACACUUCGCCAACAGUUAGAGAAGAAUAUAUCAAGCGACAUUUGGAGUUCACCACUAAAUCUGGGGCCGAUGGGGCUUGA